Messenger RNA from Ruditapes philippinarum (Manila clam), 3245 nucleotides. RefSeq names its product protein starmaker-like. The coding region runs from base 52 to 2685 and encodes 877 amino acids. The record is from RefSeq and is a predicted model, not a curated record. The transcript is spliced from 5 exons. NCBI's taxonomy places the organism in Eukaryota, Metazoa, Mollusca, Bivalvia, Venerida, Veneridae.
AUAUUACCGAUACCAUCCACAUUGCACAACCAAAGUUCGAAAUAUUUGUUUAUGAUUAUCUUUAAGUGCUACAGGGACAUAUCUAAGAGACUGCUGGCAGAAUAUAAUACCUACUCUCAUUGUGGAAACUCCUUUAUAAUAAUGACGUCGAAUAAAAAGGUUCUCAAACAGAAAAGCAUAACAGACUUUUCUACAGCUACAAAGUCAGACAAUGGUAACAUGAGGGAACAAGGGAAAGAAGAAAAAGAGGAAUUUGAAUUCUUUUUUGGUCCAAAGUUUGUAUUUAGUCAGUUCCACCCAGCCAAGUUUGUGGUAGAAAAAGUAACUUACAACUGUAUGGAACAAUACAUGCACCAUCAAAAAGCAGUCACCUUUAAGGACGCAGAACGUGAAAGGGCAAUUCUGACGGAAACAGACCCCAAAAAACAAAAGAAACUGGGAAGGCAGGUCACACCUUUUGAUAAAGCUGUUUGGGGCAGGAAAUCUGUAGCAGUUGUAAGAAAAGGAAGCCUGGCAAAGUAUCGACAGAAUCCAAAAAUGAAAGAGGCCCUUUUUGCAACAUACCCGAAAACACUUGUUGAGUCCAGUCCAAGAGAUAGACUUUGGGGUAUUGGUAUGGGGAAAAGCAACCCAAAAGCACAAAACAGAGCUACCUGGCGUGGUAAAAAUCUCCUUGGUGACACACUCACUGAUGUUCGAAAUAAAAUGAUGGCUGAAGAAGGGUUGGUUCCUGGACCAGGAAGCAAUGAUCAAGGAGUUGCAUGUCAGACUACAGGUACAGAACACAAAGCUUCCUGUGAAGUUAGUGUAAAAGUUGAAGGUAAAUCUAAUAAAACUCAAACUGACACACAAACACAUAGAGAAUCUGCUUCCGUUUCACUGAAAAGUAAAGGAGAAACAAAAGAUACCCAACCAAUAUUAAUUAACAAAUCUGAAAUUACUCCAACUAAAGAAAGCAAGAAAAGGUCAAAGGAUCGAAAGACACCCUCUAAAGAUAAGGAAAUAGGUUCAUCAUCAGAUAAACAAACUAAAGCGGGAGAUACAGUCUUAGAUGAUAAAACAAAACAUACACCAUCAAAGAAAAGGAAAAUAACACCUUAUGAUGUAGAAAAAACAUCUAAAAAUGAAGGGAAACAAACUCCAUCAAGAGGGCAUUCAUCUUCAAAGAAACGAAAGACUGAUGAUGAAAAUCAAGAGAAACAGUCCCUAGGCAAAAAAGAACACACUCCAGCAAAGAAUACAGGAGACUAUGUAUCAUCAAAGAAAAGGAAAUUAGAACUUGAUAACGAGGAAAAGGAAACUAAAGAUAACAAGGAUGAAACUCAUUUGAGAGAAAAGGUAUUACAUUCAUCUUCUAAGAAAAGGAAAACUUAUGUAAGUCUUGAAAAACAAUCUAAAGACAGGGACGAACAGAGCCUUUCAAAAAAUAUAGGAAAACACUCAUCCUCAAAGAAACAAGAGAGUGAUACACUAUCAAAAGAAUCAAGGGAACUUACACCAUCAAAAGAUAAUGGAAACCAUUCUUCUUCAAAGGAACAAAAGACUGAUGAAAAAUUGGAUAAAUUAUCUAAGGAAGGAAGGGAACAUAUGCCAUCAAAAGAUAAAGGAAAACAUUCAUCAUCAAAGGAACAAAAGACUGAUGAAAAAUUGAAAAAAUCAUCCAAGGAUAGAAAGGAACAUACACCAUCAAAAAAUAAUGGAAACCAUUCAUCAUCAAAGGAGCAAAAGACUCAUGAAAAAUUGGAAAAAUCAUCCAAGGAUAGAAAGGAACAUACACCAUCAAAAGAUAAUGGAAACCAUUCAUCAUCAAAGGAGCAAAAGACUCAUGAAAAAUUGGAAAAAUCAUCCAAGGAUAGAAAGGAACAUACACCAUCAAAAGAUAAUGGAAACCAUUCAUCAUCAAAGGAGCAAAAGACUCAUGAAAAGUUGCAAAAAUCAUCCAAGGAUAGAAAGGAACAUACACCAUCAAAAGAUAAUGGAAACCAUUCAUCAUCAAAGGAGCAAAAGACUCAUGAAAAAUUGGAUAGAUUGUCUGAGGACAAAGAAAAACAUACCACAUCAAAUGAUAAAGAAGAACCAACCCCAUCAAGUGAUAAAGGAAAUCCUUCAUUAACAAAGGAUCAAAAGACUGAAGAUGAUUCAUCAUCAAGUGAUAAAGGAAAUCCUUCAUUAACAAAGGAUCAAAAGAUUGAAGAUGAUUCAUCAUCAAGUGAUAAAGGAAAUCCUUCAUUAACAAAGGAUCAAAAGACUGAAGAUGAUUCAUCAUCAAGUGAUAAAGGAAAUCCUUCAUUAACAAAGGAUCAAAAGACUGAAGAUGAUUCAUCAUCAAGUGAUAAAGGAAAUCCUUCAUUAACAAAGGAUCAAAAGACUGAAGAUGAUUCAUCAUCAAGUGAAAAAGGAAAUCCUUCAUUAACAAAGGAUCAAAAGACUGAAGAUGAUUCAUCAUCAAGUGAUAAAGGAAAUCCUUCAUUAACAAAGGAUCAAAAGGCUGAAGAUGAUUCAUCAUCAAAAAAUAAAACACUAAUAUCUGAAGAAAUGAGAGAGCAAUGUAAGGAUGAAGAUGCACAUUUAACAGAAGAAAAUGAACAAAAUAAAUCUAUAGAACACGAGAAAACAAUAGAAGAUGAAUCACAGGAGACAUCUUUAAAAGAGAUUGAAAGGUCAAAUGAUGAUGUCAUUCAAUGAUCACAGAACCAACAAUUCUUGUCCAAGGAAACAUAAAAUAUAUCUCACGAUGGUCGAUUGCGAUGUUGGAACUUAAAGAUUAAAAAGAAGAAAUAUCAGAUAAUUCAGAGAGUAGUAGUACAGUGAAAAACAUUUUACUAAUUCUGUUAAUGUUGUGUUUUUUUUAAAGAAACAAAAAUGAUAGUAUUAAUUUAAACAAUGCUUUUCCUUAAAAUGAUUUGAAGGGAUAUAUGAAAUGAAGAAAAAACAAAUUAUAUUGAGAAUUUAAGAUCAAUUAAGAUUGGUUUGACAAAUACGAGGAGUCCUAGAUAAUAAUGGUAUGUGGUGACUUGUAUUUGUAUUGUAAUUUUCUGACUUAUAUUAAUUAUAUUGAUUAUAGAUACAUUUAGUUAAGUUGACACAUGUUGUAGAUUAAAACAUUCAGUUGUUGUGAUUUUCUUGUAUUAAUGAAAUUCAUGUUUUAGAUUUAGACUUUUUAGUGUGUUUCAUCGGAGAACAAAGUUCUUACAAUGUGCUAUUGUGACUAAUCUCUGUCUGUUGUCUUUUUUUUUUAAAAAAAU